Messenger RNA from Hypoxylon trugodes, 2026 nucleotides. RefSeq names its product DUF185-domain-containing protein. Lineage: Eukaryota; Fungi; Ascomycota; Sordariomycetes; Xylariales; Hypoxylaceae. The transcript has 3 exons. Bases 210 to 1820 code for a protein of 536 amino acids. Gene Ontology annotation, cellular component: mitochondrion. Gene Ontology annotation, biological process: mitochondrial respiratory chain complex I assembly. The record is from RefSeq and is a predicted model, not a curated record. Gene Ontology annotation, molecular function: protein-arginine omega-N symmetric methyltransferase activity.
GGAAGCAACUACUACGGUGGAGGGUUGCAGCUACGUAAUUUUGAUGUUCGGGGGAUAGAUCGGGACUAAAAUUUAAAGCUCCGAUGCUUUAUCUCAAUUGAGAAGACAGCUUAGAACUCAAUCUAACUAUCGACAUUUUGUACUAUUAAUGGUUUUAUACAAAUUAGACAUUUGUAAAUUCAUGAUGGGUCGAUAAUAUUUGUUCUUCCAUGGUCUUUAAAAUGAGACAAAUUGUGCUAAAGACAGCCCAGAGUGGGCUGAGAAGUCUACCACGAUCUCACAAACCACAAAUUUUAAAGCAAAGCUAUAGGAGCUUCAUAGCCACACCAGCAUACAGGGAGGAAAGAAAAUGGUCAACACCUUUAGCAAAACAAUUGACUGAAGCUAUAAACACAACUGGACCUAUUCCCCUAGCAAGCUUUAUGCGCAUGUGCCUUACAUCGGACAUUGGCGGAUACUACACGGGGGCUAUAGAAAAAGAUCGUGAUCAGUUUGGACAAAAAGGCGAUUUCAUUACCUCACCAGAGAUAUCACAGAUCUUCGGCGAACUUGUCGGUAUCUGGUUCGUAGCAGAAUGGAUGUCUCAAGGUCGACCGAAAAGGGGCGUAGAGCUCAUUGAAGUUGGACCUGGCCGGGGAACACUCAUGGAUGAUAUGCUGCGAACGAUGAAGAACUUCAAAGAAAUGGCAUCCAGCAUAGAAACCAUUUAUUUGGUGGAAGCUAGUAAAGAGUUACGAACUACGCAGAAGAAUUUACUCUGUGGUGAAGACGCUGUGACGACGGAGUCUAAAAUAGGGUGGCAUAGUACAUCUAAAUACUCCGGGCUGCCUAUUGUAUGGACCGACAGUAUCAAGGCCAUCCCGCAGGACCCCAACAGAACCCCUUUUAUCGUGGCCCAUGAAUUUUUUGACGCACUACCUAUCCACGCUUUUCAGGUGGUUGACGUACCACCAAAUCAGCCACCACCGUCAUCCCCACCCCCAAAUUCGUCGACCAGAACUACUAGCACUUCUCCAACACGGCAAUGGCGGGAAAUGGUUGUCUCGCCUACUCCCAAAGGCACUACACACGAUGACCUGCGAACACCGAAAUCACAACAACACGAGCCCGUCCCCGAAUUCCAACUAACUCUCAGCCCAUCCGUAACACGACACGCACAAUACCUCCCCGAAUCCUCUCCUCGCUACCAAGCCCUGAAAUCCACCCCAGGCGCACUUAUCGAAAUAUGUCCCGACGCCUCACUCUACGCCUCCGACUUCGCCGUACGCAUCGGGGGUCCUAACCCUCCAUCCUCAACUCCCACCACCUCCUCCAAAUCCGGAAUAUCCCCUCCUCUUCCCCAGACACCUCCCAAACCCAACCCCUCAGGCGCAGCCCUAAUCCUCGACUACGGCCCCUCAUCUACAAUCCCAUCCAACUCCCUCCGCGGAAUCCACCACCACCGACAUGUCUCCCCCUUCUCAGCCCCAGGUCUCGUCGAUCUAAGCGCAGACGUGGAUUUCGGCGCCCUAGCCGAAGCCGCUGCUCUAGCAAGCCCAGGUGUCGAGAUCCAUGGACCUGUAGACCAAGCUUUUUUCUUGGAAUCUAUGGGUGUGAAGCAGCGCGCUGAUAUGUUGGCUAAGAAACUGUUAACUGCUGGAGCUGGGGGAGAAGAUGGGGAAGAGAAGAAAAAGAAAGUCGAGGAGUUAGAGCGCUCGUGGAAACGUCUUGUUGAUCGGGGGCCGGGGGGUAUGGGGAAAGUGUAUAAAGUCCUGGCUAUUUUGCCUGAGAACGGGGGUAGGAGGAGACCGGUUGGGUUUGGUGGGGAUGUGAGUGCUUGAUUGAAUGAUUUAAAUCUUUUGAUAUAUAUGAAAUCAUUAGGUAGACCAUGGCAUUCAACUCAUCCACUUCACAAAAUCUACCACAUAUAACCAAGAUGUAUACCAUUAGACUCAACAUCUCAAUACCGAUCAAGAAUACAGUUACAAAUAUCUCUUUUUCGUACCCUUUACUACCUCGUAAUAAUGCACCGCGAGAAGCAGGCCUA